GAGACUGCAGGGGAGAUUGGCCGGCCCCAGUGAACCCCCACUGAGGACGGCUUAGCCCUGGUGGCCUGGAUGCUUGAGCAGGGAGCUCUGCCCUCUGAGGGGACAGCCCGCACCCAGACUCCAGGCAAGGACUUAGAUGAAGGCAUGGCCCCCACAAGGCCCCCAACAGACACUUCCAAGGAGCCUGUGACCUUCAGGGACGUGGCCGUGGACUUCACCCCUGAGGAGUGGGGGCGGCUGGGCCCCUCUCAGAGGCAGCUGUACCGGGACGUGAUGCUGGAGACCUACCGGAACCUGGUCUCCCUGGGACUGCCUGUCUCCAAACCGGACAUGAUCUCUUGGCUGGAGCAAGGGGAUGGCAGCCUUCUCCGAGCACUUCCCCACCGUCCUCCAGACUCACAGUCUCAGUCUAAGACCAAGGAGGCAACUUCAAAGCAGGGCACUCCUGAAAAAGCAUCCCAGAAGGUGACAGUAGAAAGACUCCGAAGGUGCAGUCUUUGGUGCUCCAUUUUGAAGGAAACAGCGGAAUGUGAGAAUCCAAUAAAGAAGCAACUGGGGAACCAGAAAAGACACGUGAAGCAAGUCUGGAAACAUCAACAGAUUCAUACAGGAGAGAAAACUCAUAAGUGUAAUGAAUGUGGGAAAAUGUACAAGAAGCAUGCAAACCUUAUUAUUCAUCAUAGAAUUCACAAAUAUGAAUGUAAAGAAUGGGGGAAUGCCUUUAGUGGUCAUUCAAAUCUUAUUAAACAUCAGAGAACUCAUGAUAGAGAGAAGCCUUAUCAAUGUAAUGAAUGUGGGAAAGCCUUCCAUCACCACUCACACCUGGUGAAACACCAGAGGAUUCACACUGGAGAGAAACCUUAUCAGUGUAAUGAAUGUGGGAAAACCUUCAGUCAGUGCUCCAGCCUUAUUCAACAUCAAAGAAUUCAUACUGGAGAGAAGCCUUAUAAAUGUGAUGAAUGUAGUAAAGAAUUCAGUCAUCGCUCACACCUUAUUAAUCACCAGAGAAUUCACACUGGAGAGAAACCUUAUAAGUGUAGUGAAUGUGGGAAAGGGUUCAGUCAAUGCUCUAGUUUUAUUAAACAUCAGAGGAUUCAUACUGGAGAGAAACCUUAUAAAUGUAACAUAUGUCAGAAAGAGUUCAGUCAUCAUUCACAUCUUACUAAUCACCAAAGGAUUCACACUGGAGAGAAGCCCUAUAAAUGUAAUGAAUGUGGGAAAGUCUUCAGUCAUAGCUCACACCUUAUUGUACACCAGAGGAUUCACACUGGCGAGAAACCUUACAAAUGUAAUGAGUGUGGGAAAGCCUUCAGUCAUAGUUCAAACCUUAUUGCACAUCAGAGGAUUCACACUGGCGAGAAACCUUAUGAGUGUAAUGAAUGUGGGAAUGCCUUUAGUCAUCGCUCAAACCUUAUUAAACAUCAAAGGAUUCAUGGAGAGAAAUCUUAUAAAUGUAAUGAAUGUGAGAAGGCCUUUAAUAACCGUUCAGCCCUUAUUGUGCAUCAAAGAACCCAUACUGGAGAGAAGCCUUAUAAAUGUACUGAAUGUCAGAAGGCCUUUAAUAACCGCUCAGCACUUACUGUACACCAGAGGAUUCAUACAGGAGAGAAACCUUAUAAAUGUAACGUAUGUGGCAAAACCUUCAGUAACAGCUCCUACCUUACUGUGCAUCAGAGGAUUCAUACAAGAGAGAAGCCUUAUAAAUGUACCGAAUGUGGAAAGGCCUUUAGCAACAGCUCCUACCUCAUUGUACAUCAUAGGAUUCAUACUGGAGAGAAACCUCACAAAUGUAAUGAAUGUGGGAAAACCUUCAAUCACCAUUCAGAACUUAUUGUACAUCAGAGGACAUACACUGCGGAGAAGCCUUACAAAUGUGCCGAGUGUGGGAAAGCCUUCAGCAGCAGCUCCUACCUUAUUGUACAUCAGAGGAUUCACACUGGAGAGAAACCUUAUACAUGUGAUAUGUGUGGAAAAGCCUUCUGUAAAUCCUCUGUCCUCGUUCAGCAUCAGAGGAUUCAUACGGGAGAGAAGCCUUUCAAAUGUACUGAAUGUGGGAAAGCCUUCAGACAGUGGUCAAGCCUUAUCAAACAUCAGAAAAUUCAUAGUGGAGAGAAGCUUUUUAAAUGUCAAGAAUGUGGAAAAGCUUUUAGUCAUCGAUCAGAACUUGUUGAACAUCAGAGGAUUCAUACUGGAGAAAAACCUUACGCAUGUAGUGAGUGUGGGAAAGCUUUCAGGCACCAUUCCAACUUUAGUAAACAUCAGAAGAUUCAUACAGGAGAGAAGCCUUACAAAUGUGAAGAAUGUGGGAAAACCUUUACACACUUUAGUUACCCCUCACAUCUCACUAUACACCAGAGAGUUCACACUGGAGAGAAACCUUUCCCAUGCAAUGACUGUGGGAAAUCCUUCAAUCACAAAUCAAGCCUCAGAGCACACCUGAGGAUUCAUACUGGAGAGAAACCCUUUGAAUGUAAGGAAUAUGGAAAAGCCUUCAGCCAGAGGUCACAUUUGACCUUACAUCAAAGCAUUCAUACUGGAGAGAUGCCAUUUCAAUGUGAUAUAUGUGAGAAAGUCUUCUGUAAGUCCACAUGCCUUAUUUAUCAUCAAAUGAUUCAUACUGGAGGUAUACCUUACAUAUGUAAUGAAUGUGGGAAAGCAUUCAUUUACAGUUCAGAUCUUCUCAAACACCAGAGGAUUCACACUGGAGAGAAACCUUAUAUAUGUAAUGAAUGUGGAAGAGCCUUUAAUCAGAGCUCAAGCCUUGUAAAACACCAGAGGAUUCACAGUGGAGAGAAGCCUUAUAAGUGCGAUGAAUGUGGGAAACGUUUUAGUCGUCAUUCACACCUUAUACAACAUCAGAGGACUCACACAGGAGAGAAACCUUAUCAAUGCAAUGAAUGUGGGAAAGCCUUCAGUCAGUGUUCACACCUCAUUAAACACCAGAGGAUUCAUACUAGAGAGAAGCCUUACCGAUGUAAUGAAUGUGGAAAAGCCUUUAGCAACCGCUCACAACUUAUUAAGCAUCAGAGGAUGCAUACUGGAGAUAUGCAUUAUCAUUGUAAUGAAUGUGGAAAGACCUUCAGUCGAUGCCCAGAUUUUCAUAAACAUCAGAAAAUUCAUACUGGGGAGAAGCCUUAUAAAUGUAAUGACUGUGGAAAAGCCUUUAGUCAUUAUUCACAUCUUAUUGUUCAUGAAAGGAUUCAUACAGGGGAGAAACCUUAUAAAUGUAAUGAAUGUGGAAAAGCCUUCACUCAAUUCUCAAACCUUAUCCAACAUCAGAAGAUUCAUACUGGAGAGAAGCCUUUUAAGUGUGAUGAAUGUGGGAAAGCUUUUAGUCGGCACUCACACCUUACUCAGCAUCAGAGAAUUCAUACCGGAGAGAAGCCUUAUCAAUGUAAAGAAUGUGGUAAGGCCUUCAGUAACCGCUCACACCUUAUUCAACACCAGAGGGUUCAUACUGGAGAAAAAUCUUAUAAAUGUAAUGAAUGCGGAAAGGCCUUCAGUCAUUGCUCACACCUUAUUGUACAUGAAAGAAUUCAUACUGGAAAGAAGCCUUAUCAAUGUAAUGAAUGCGGGAUAGCCUUCAGUCAAUGUUCAAACCUUAUCAGACACCAGAGGAUUCAUACUAGAGAGAAACCUUCUAAAUAUAAUGAGUGUGGGAAAGCCAUCAGUCGCCAUCCAUACCUUAUUAAACCUCAGGGUACACACCUUAGUCAUACCAAAGGAUUCAUACUGGGCUGGACUCGUAAGCACGUGCCCAGUUCCGCCAAUCCUGGACCACGGUCUGGGGAAGGCGGGGUCGGAAUCCCUCAAACGGUUGCCGUCUCCCUCAGCCGGGAGAGUGAAGGGGGGGCGGGGCGGGAACGAUGGCCACUGAUUGGUUGGACAUGCGCGCUGCCGCAUCCACCAUUGCAGGCCGAGUCCGCCCGCUCGGCGGUGGUGUUUCCGCCGCUUCUUCCCCGCGCCCCGGGGGAGCGUCAUCGAGGUCUGCCCUCCGAGGGCGCAGCCCGCACCCAAACCCUAGGGGACGAGGUGGAUGAAGGCAUGGCCCCCACUGGGCCCCCGGCGGACACUUCCAAGGAACCCGUGACCUUCAGGGACGUGGCCGUGGACUUCACCCCUGAGGAGUGGGGGCGGCUGGGCCCCUCUCAGAGGCAGCUGUACCGGGACGUGAUGCUGGAGACCUACCGGAACCUGAUCUCCCUGGGGCUUUCCAUUCCCAAACCGGCUGCCAUCUCCCACCUAGAGCAAGAAGAGCCGUGGAUGGCGGAGGGAGAGGUCCCGAGUGGCCCCCAUCCAGACUGGAAGACUAGACCUGAAACCACAGAGUCAACCCCAGGUUGGGAUAUUUCUGAAGGAGGAAUAACGCAUGGUAUGAUGAUGACAAGAUUGGCCCAGGAUGGUCCUUGGAACCCCAGUUUGGGGAAAACCUGGACAUGUGGUGGACAGUUAGAAGAGCAGCAGGAGAGACAGUGGAGGCAGAGGAUUGUCACCAGUAAGCCAAUCCAAUCUGGGGAUGCAGGCUCUGAAUGGGAUGAAUGUGAGAAAAGCAUCAGUCUGAGGCCCCUGCUGAUUCUACACCAGAAUCUGUCCUUGGCGGGAGAGAGGGCCCAUAAAUGCGAUGUGAGUGGGAAAAGCUUCAAGCAGCUUUCUCACUUGAUCGAACAUCAGAUCAUCUGUGCGGAGAAGAAACCUGACAAGUACAAUGAAUGUAGGGAAGACCUUCUGCAUGACUCACUUGGAGUGGACCCUCCCAGAAGCCAUCCCAGAGGGAAACCCUACAAAUGUAAAGAAUGUGGGAAAGCCUUUAGCCAAAGCGCACUUCUUUCCAAACACCUGAGAGUUCACACUGGAGACAAGCCCUAUGAAUGUAGUGAUUGUGGCAAAGCCUUCAACCAGACUUCACACCUCAGGCAGCAUCGGAGAAUCCAUAAUGAAGAAAAACCCUUUGAAUGCAAUGAAUGUGGGAAAGCCUUCAGGGUGAGCUCAUCCCUUACUGAGCAUUGGAGGACUCAUACUGGGGAAAAACCCUAUCAGUGCAAUGAAUGUGGGAAAGCUUUUAAUCGGAGUACCCACCUUACACAGCACCAGAGGAUUCACACUGGAGAGAAGCCCUUUGCAUGUAAUGAAUGUGGGAAGGCCUUUAACCGGAGCACACUCCUUACUCAACACCAGAGAAUUCACACUGGAAAGAAACCCUAUGAAUGUGAUGAAUGUGGCAAGGCCUUCCGAGUGAGCUCAUCCCUUACUGAACAUCGGAGAAUUCACACUGGAGAGAAGCCCUAUGAAUGUAAUGAAUGUGGGAAGGCCUUCAACUGUAGUAAACUCCUUACUCAGCACCAAAGGAUUCACACUGGAGAGAAGCCCUAUGAAUGUAGCCAGUGUGGGAAAGCCUUCAACAAGAGCCCAAACCUUACUCGACAUCAAAGAAUUCACACUGGAGAGAAACCCUACAUAUGCAGUGACUGUGGGAAGACCUUCAACCAGAGUACCCACCUUAUUCAACACCAGAGAAUUCACACUGGAGAGAUUUUCUAUGAUCCUGUAACCAACACCUACCUGUGAAGGUUACUUAGAUACUUGAAGCCUGUGGUUGCCUGCUGAAUUUGCCCGGGGGCUGAUGGAAAGAGGGGUCCCUCAGUCUAUCCGGUCGGUAUGGUGGUUUGACAGGAAAUAUGAGGAGUUGUCCACAAAUCUGGGUUUCUCCUCUGGGAAGGGGCCAUGCUGCCAUACUCCAUUGGGAAUGAACCUCUUCAUUCCCCAGGCCAACCAGAAAAGUGCUUAGACCGUACUGAUAACGAGAUUUCUUCUCCAGAGUUAAUGGGAGAGCAGAGAAGAGUUUUAGACCGGAUGGGAGUAAUGGGACAGGCAUUGCUACUGAGUUGUUCCAUGAGCAGGUGAAGUAGCCACGGGGGUCUUUCACCCAGGCUUUAUGGGCUUGGGUGCCAGAGAUCCAGGAAUGAGAAUUCCCCACGUAACAGCAUUCUCAUUUCUCUCUUUUAUUUCUUUUUCUCCUUCCCACCUUGCUCUUUAUUCUCCGUCCAUUUUUCUCUAACCUCACAUCACUGGGGAGAAAAGUAGUGGGUGGGGGUAGGGUGAGAGAGGGGAGCAGGGGGUCAGAGAGAGUGGUCAGGGCCAUCUUGAGAGAUGCUCCCCUUUUGUAGGAGUUAUCCACAGGCCACUGCUUUGAUGGGGAAGUGAUUCCCCGCUACCUUUGGUGGUGUUUGUCUCCUGUGUAUGUAGACUGUGGUUGGGGGGCGAGGUGGGAAAUGAAAAGUACAGACCUCCUUUGGUCUGUCUGCUAUGGUUCCCCACCCCCACCCCCACCCCAUUCACAGUCUCACAGCUGACAAAGUCAUUUUCCUAAGACAGGUCUCACACUGCUGCUCCUGUGCUUAAGUCUUCAGGAGCUCCCCAUUACCUCUAGAACAGAUGUGUCUGCUAUCUUAACUCAUGACCUCCCCAGGCCUCAGUUUCCCCCAUAAAGGGGGGGGUGAGAGGGGUUGAUAAUAAAACUUAGAAGCUGCUGUGGAAGUGUGGAAAGUCCAGUGUGUUUGGAGUCGGGACCCGGUUUCUUAAAUGGCUUCAAAAUGUGCUUCAUCUUGAGUUCCUGCUUUCAGGCUCCCAUUUCUGCCCUCUGAGCCCCAGGGAACUCUGCAGUCUCUGCACACCAUCUUAGUGCCUGGCUGUGGAAGGUUCAGUGGCAGGACAGUCAAGAUGACGGGUGAUGGCCCGAGAUGCAGUGGAUGGCCUCGGGGCCUGUGAUGUCUAACCUAGCUCGAAGGCUCAACAGCUCCUGCUUCAGCCGCCUUCAUGGGGGGACGUUUUCACUGCUUGGGGUGAUCACCCCACUAACUCAGCAAUGGGUUUGAGGCCUGUCAGUUACCCUCAGCCUGGUUUAGCCUGCCUGCCA
Messenger RNA from Vombatus ursinus (common wombat), 6913 nucleotides. RefSeq names its product zinc finger protein 850-like. The transcript is spliced from 14 exons. The record is from RefSeq and is a predicted model, not a curated record. The coding region runs from base 70 to 5565 and encodes 1831 amino acids. Gene Ontology annotation, biological process: regulation of transcription by RNA polymerase II. NCBI's taxonomy places the organism in Eukaryota, Metazoa, Chordata, Mammalia, Diprotodontia, Vombatidae. Gene Ontology annotation, cellular component: nucleus. Gene Ontology annotation, molecular function: RNA polymerase II transcription regulatory region sequence-specific DNA binding; DNA-binding transcription factor activity, RNA polymerase II-specific.